Aureobasidium namibiae CBS 147.97 is the source of this 1650-nucleotide messenger RNA. RefSeq names its product MFS transporter. The transcript is spliced from 2 exons. Gene Ontology annotation, biological process: transmembrane transport. The coding region runs from base 1 to 1650 and encodes 549 amino acids. Lineage: Eukaryota; Fungi; Ascomycota; Dothideomycetes; Dothideales; Saccotheciaceae. The record is from RefSeq and is a predicted model, not a curated record. Gene Ontology annotation, molecular function: transmembrane transporter activity.
AUGUUUGAGAACGAAAAGGUCGAGAACCCGGACUCGUCUGAACCCUCGAUCGAACGCAGAGUCGACAACUCCGAAGUACCGACCCGCAAGAAGGAGACCGGCAAAGAUUACGACAACGGCGACAAGAUCAUCUUGACAGAAGAUGAUUGCUACGAACAGCUUGGUUUCUGCUUCCCUACUUGGAAAAAAUGGACGAUUCUGUCUGUCAUCUUCAUCGUCCAGGUCUCGAUGAACUUCAACACUAGUCUCUACAGCAAUGCUAUUACUGGCAUGACCGAGGAGUUCAACAUCAGUGCUCAGGCUGCCCGCUGUGGUGCCAUGAUCUUCCUUGUCCUCUACGCUUUUGGUUGUGAGCUGUGGGCUCCCUGGUCCGAGGAGCUCGGAAGAUGGCCUGUCCUCCAGCUCAGUUUGUUCCUCGUCAACAUCUGGCAGAUCCCUGUUGCUCUUGCAAAGAACUUUGGAACCGUUAUGGCCGGUCGUGCCCUCGGCGGUCUGUCUUCCGCUGGUGGUUCCGUCACUCUCGGUAUGGUUGCCGAUAUGUGGGAGCCCGAUGAGCAGCAGUACGCUGUCGCCUUCAUCGUCUUCUCUUCCGUUGGUGGCUCCGUUCUUGGCCCCGUUGUCGGUGGAUUCGUCGAGCAAUAUGCUGCUUGGCGAUGGAACAUCUGGAUCCAACUGAUCUUCGGUGGCUUCGUUCAAGCUCUUCACUUCUUCCUCGUACCCGAAACCAGAACUAGCUGUAUGCUUGACAAGAUCGCUAAGAAGCGUCGCAAGGCUGGUGAGACCAAUGUCUACGGACCCACUGAACUCAUUCCCUGGAAGGAUCGCUUCUCCGCCAAGGAGAUUAUUCAGACCUGGAUCAGACCUUUCAAGAUGUUCUUGACUGAGCCCAUCGUCCUGACUCUCUCCCUGCUCUCCGGUUUCAGUGAUGCCCUGAUCUUCAUGUUCUUGCAGUCUUACGCUCUUGUCUACGACCAGUGGGGAUUCUCCGCCUACCAGAUUGGUCUCGCCUUCUUGCCUCUGCUCAUCGGAUACUUCAUCGCAUGGUUCUCGUUCUUCCCCGCCAUUGCUCGUAACAAGAGACAGCGCCGUGAGAAUCCCAACGAUGAACACGCUCAGUACGAAUCACGUCUUUGGUGGUUGCUCUUUACUGUCCCUUGCCUUCCUAUCGGUCUGAUCGGCUUCGCUUGGACUAGUGGCGGACCUCCAAUUCACUGGAUUGGCUCCAUGGUUUUCAGUGCAGUCAUCGGUAUUGCCAACUACUCGAUCUACAUGGCGACCAUCGAUUACAUGAUUUGCGCUUACGGACCUUACUCGGCCUCUGCCACCGGUGGUAACGGAUGGUCUCGUGACUUCCUUGCUGGUGUACUGACUGUACCCGCCACUCCAUUCUACACCAACAUUGGUGGUAAGCAUCACUUGGAGUAUGCUUCGACCAUUCUGGCUUGCAUCGCGCUCCUUCUUGUCGUUUCGGUCUACGUCAUUUACUGGAAGGGACCUGUUCUCCGUAAGCGUUCGCCCUUCGCUCAGCAACUGUCUUCUGCUCGCGAGGAGAACGGUGGAAGAAGAGCCUCGGCCAUCUAUGGACCUAGUAGACAAAACUCUUUGACUGCAUCUGUCAAGUCAUCAGCAUCUAAUAGACAGUCUGUCUAA